Molecule: messenger RNA, 6426 nt
Organism: Fopius arisanus
Lineage: Eukaryota; Metazoa; Arthropoda; Insecta; Hymenoptera; Braconidae
Gene: sno
Product: strawberry notch
Exons: 5
Coding region: 423-4586 (1387 amino acids)
Biological process (GO): regulation of DNA-templated transcription
Cellular component (GO): nucleus
Molecular function (GO): histone binding; chromatin DNA binding
Source: RefSeq, a predicted model, not a curated record
UCAGCCACGAGUGGCUGCUCUUUUUUCUUUUUUUUUAUCCGACGAGUGUAUUUCUUUUUUUCGCAUCGGGAUCCCUGAGGUUGCUCCAGUCGUCUUCAUUGUGAGUCGGGGUGAUUUACGGCGGAGCAUUCGGUUGCACCAGAAUUUAUCAUUUUUUUUUUCUCUCUUCGGUGAGAGUUUACCCCAGCGCUCUGGGAUAUUCUCAUUUCGCGUUGUCCGUGGAGUGUGUUUACUGGGUCCGGGGGUGUUUAGGCCCUUUGGAGACUGGUAACUCGAGUUUUGAGGGUGAAAAAUAUUGAUAUCAAUUGUUCCUGGUGGAGUGCAUCUGUGGGACUCCGGGGAACGUCCGUCGAUUAAUCCGGAGUUUAUUUUUUCGUCGACGUGAAGAGAAUUCGACACUUACGUCAGCGGGAAUUCGUUUUAUGCAGUCGAAGAAGUACAAGGAUGCAAUGAGUGAUGAGAGCAGUGGGAGUGACUUCGAUGAUGAUGAGGAUCCUGAUAAAAUUGAGGUUCCUGGAGGGGGCAAGGAUCUGGCGACUGCUGCUGGUAUCAAGGAGGAGGGAGCUGGGGAUGGUGGGGUGGCCACGGUGAAGGUCGAGGGAAAUCCUGGGGGCAAUGUGAAAAUGGCUGGGAAAAUUCCGGGGGGUUUGGUCACCAAACCAGCGGCUCCUGGGUAUGAAAUGGUGAGGGUUGGAGGAUCCCAGGGUACUCCCCAGGGUUUUCCCAAUCAGGCACAGCUCAAUCAGAUGGCACAAUUUGGAGGGGCUCCUGGGGUACCACCUUUUGGAAAUUUUCCUGGAAAUCUAGGAUUCAAUGCUGCUGCACUAUUCCAGCAGACAAUGGGAAAUUUAAUGGGAAGCUUCAUGGGCAUGUCUGACAUGAACAUGGGGGCCAAUCCAUUCCUACAGCUCUUGAAUCAAAGUGGUCUUCAUCAAAAUUGGGCUGCAGGACUACCAGGAAAAGCGGUAUCCCAGCUGUGGGCGAAUUCGAUGGAUCCAACAAAAAUGAUGCAGCCAACAAUUCCCGAGGAAGACGAGGCCGACGACGAGGAGAUGGGUGUAGCAGAGACAUACGCCGAUUACAUGCCAACAAAAUUAAAACUAGGUCGCAAACACCCAGACCCAGUGGUAGAGACCGCCUCGCUGUCGAGCGUGGAGCCAACAGACGUCUGGUACAAAGUUUCCCUCCCUGAGGACACGAUAAAAUCAGGUGCCCUGUCAGCCCUGCAGCUGGAGUCAAUUACAUACGCCUCCCAGCAGCACGAGCACAUCCUCCCGGACGGCACGAGGGCGGGAUUUCUCAUCGGUGACGGAGCUGGAGUGGGCAAGGGCCGUACAAUUGCUGGUAUAAUCUUCGAGAAUUAUCAGAAGGGCCGAAAACGCGCAAUCUGGGUGUCAGUCUCCAACGACCUCAAGUACGACGCAGAAAGAGAUCUCAAAGAUAUUGGAGCUGGUAAAAUCGACGUUCACCCCUUGAAUAAAUUCAAAUACGCGAAAAUCUCGUCGGCUGUCAAUGGGAAUGUGAAAAAGGGAGUUAUCUUCAGCACAUACUCAGCCCUGAUCGGUGAGUCAACGCAGUCAGGGGGUAAAUACAAGAGCAGAUUGAAGCAAUUGCUCCAGUGGUGCGGAGAGGACUUCGAUGGUCUCAUAAUAUUCGACGAGUGCCACAGAGCAAAGAAUCUCUGCCCCACAGGCAGCUCCAAGCCCACAAAGACAGGAUUAACAGUCCUGGAGCUGCAGAACAAAUUACCAAAGGCUCGAGUGGUAUAUGCCAGUGCCACUGGAGCCUCAGAGCCCAGGAACAUGGCGUACAUGGUGCGUCUGGGAAUAUGGGGUGAGGGCACACCCUUCCCUGAGUUCAAUGACUUCAUCGCUGCUGUGGAGAAGCGAGGGGUUGGGGCUAUGGAGAUCGUCGCAAUGGACAUGAAAUUACGUGGAAUGUACAUCGCUCGACAGUUGAGUUUCCACGGUGUUGCUUUUAAAAUCGAGGAGGUACCACUGUCCAAGGACUUCACCAGGGUAUACGAUCACUCGGUGAGACUGUGGGUGGAUGCCAUGCAGAGGUUUCACGAAGCUGCUGAGCUCAUUGAUGCUGAGAACAGAAUGAAGAAGACGAUGUGGGGACAGUUCUGGUCGUCUCAUCAACGAUUUUUUAAAUAUCUCUGCAUUGCUGCCAAGGUGAAGCAUGCAGUUGCUGUUGCUCGUGAAGCUGUCAAGUGUGGUAAAUGCGUUGUCAUUGGUCUGCAGUCGACGGGUGAAGCGAGAACUCUGGAGCAACUGGAGCGUGACGACGGCGAACUCAGUGACUUUGUGUCAACAGCCAAGGGAGUCCUCCAGACACUCGUUGAGAAGCACUUCCCAGCCCCCGAUCGUAACAGAAUUCACAGACUCCUGGGACUCGAGCCUCCAAAGGCAUCUGUCAAUAAUAGCGCUUUAGCCACUGGCUCCAGCACUUCUCUUUGCGAUGAUAAUUCUGUGGUACUUCCUGGCGGUAGCAAGAGGAAACCCGUGAGACAGGCGGCCCAGAGGGCCUCCAAGAAAGUCAGGGCUUGGUCUUCGGAGGAGGAGAUCACUGACGAGGACAAAACCGAAGGCAAUGGCAAUGGCCACAGCUCGGGAUCAGAGUUCAAGCUGUCGGGUAGUGAGAGCGAGGAGGAGAAUAGAUCUGACGACGAGAGCAACGUCAGCUCGGAUUUCAAUCCCUUCUACAGCGACAGUGAUUCAGACGCUGACCCCUGGGACAGGCGGAAGAAAAAGCCCGGAAGGAAGCCGAAAAAACCAGCGAAGAAGAGACUCAGUACCCAGGAUAAAAUCCAAUCGAUGCUUGCUGAGAAAACAGCAGCAGCUGCUGCUGCCCAGAAGCACAGUAAAAAGAAUGGCGACUCUGGAAAUCUAGGACUCAAUGUUAAUACUAUUUCACCUGGGUUACACUACCCUGGUAUGAAAGCCAGCAACAGUGCACCACCACGAGACGCCAUCGAGCGCGCCUGCUGCAUGAAGGAGGAGCUUCUUGCGCAGAUUGAAGCCCUGGGUGAGAAACUGCCCCCCAACACUCUGGACCAGUUGAUAGAUGAACUCGGUGGGCCAGAGAAUGUUGCUGAAAUGACCGGGAGAAAGGGCAGAGUCGUACAGACUGAGGACGGAUCGAUUCAGUACGAGUCACGGUCUGAAGUAGAUGUUCCUCUUGAGACCCUCAAUUUGACUGAGAAACAACGGUUUAUGGAUGGCGAGAAAACCGUUGCUAUUAUCUCCGAGGCUGCAAGCAGUGGAAUAUCUCUGCAGAGUGAUAGACGCGCACGUAAUCAGAUGCGCAGGGUCCACAUUACUCUGGAAUUGCCCUGGAGUGCUGACAGGGCUAUCCAGCAGUUUGGAAGAACACAUCGGUCGAAUCAAGUCAAUGCACCUGAGUACAUAUUUUUGAUAUCGGAUUUGGCUGGGGAGAGGCGCUUUGCCUCGACUGUGGCCAAAAGACUCGAGAGUCUCGGUGCCCUGACCCAUGGGGACAGACGUGCCACGGAGACCAGGGACUUGUCACAAUUUAAUAUUGAUAAUAAAUAUGGGAGAGCUGCAUUGGAGGCCACCAUGAAGACUAUUAUGGGGUAUGAGCCACCUCUGGUGCCCCCUCCUCAGGAUUAUCGUGGAGAUUUCUUCAAGGACGUGGCUGAUGCUCUGGUGGGCGUUGGCCUCAUCUGCAACAGUGAGAAUAUGCCUGGAGUACUCUCAUUGGAUAAGGAUUACAAUAAUAUGUCCAAGUUUUUGAAUAGAAUACUCGGAAUGCCAGUGGAUCUUCAGAAUCGUCUCUUCAAGUACUUCACUGAUACUCUGGCUGCUAUUGUAACGCAGGCCAAGAAGACCGGAAGGUUUGACAUGGGUAUCCUCGACCUGGGAACAUCGGGGGAGAACGUUAAGAGAGUCAAGACCUUCCGAUUCGUGAGGAAACACUCGACUGGAACUGCUCCCACUGAGCUCCAUGUCGUUCAUGUAGAGAGGGGUAUGGCAUGGGCUGAAGCCACCGACAAGUGGGCUGAACUCGUUGGCUCCAAGGAGGGUUUCUAUCUCAGUCAUCAGGUGAGAAAUGGCAAACAGACUGCCAUUCUCGCUGUGGCUGUUGAAAAUGGCAAGAAAAAGGGCGAAGGUAAGAAGGAUCAGCUCUACAUGGUCUACAGACCCAACACUGGGCUACAGCUCAGGCAGGAAACACUCGGUGAACUCGAGAAAAAAUACAAGAAGGUCUCGUCUGAUGAGGCUGAGCCACACUGGACCCAGCAGUUUGAGGCAUCUGUCGAUACUUGCUCGCAUGCUUAUUGGAGGGGCAAUUGCAAAAAUGUCACACUUGGAAUGGACUGCGAAGUUGGACUACGGAGACGAUCCUACAAUGUUCUCGCUGGCUCUGUACUCAGUGUAUGGAGUAGAGUUGAAUCUAUACUUGCUGCACGUUCUGGUCAUAAUUCUAAAAUGCAAGUUAUACGGCUGAGGACUGAUGAUGGCUUGAAAGUGGUGGGUACACUAAUUCCAAAAGCCUGCAUGGAGGCACUACGUCAAGCACUGUCGUCCGACGCUGAGAAAACUGAGGAGCAGAGUUUUUAAUGAAUUCCUGUCUCUGAUGGAAUGCCAAUUUCAAUUACUAAAUUAAGUUAUUAAAUCGAAUUAUUUUGUCCACACGAAGUAACACGGAACGAAAAACAAUUGUGGAAUUUGUAUGAAUGAAUAAUUUUUUAGUUCUCCGCAUUGUUCUACUUAUGGGAAUUUCAACGUGAAGGAGAAAUUCAUUGGGAGUGUUAGUGAUAACUUCUUUGAGAACGAGUGAGGGAAAGAUAAAUGGAUGGGAAAAAAAAACUACCGAUUCAAUUCGAUGACAUGACGAGGAAUAAUAAUCGCGCGUUGCUUCCCGUGAUAGAUUAAGUAGUUAGAGGCCCUUGGAACUUUAUUUUUAUUUCUCUUCGGAAGACGCUCACACCAGCGCGCGCGACUGGUAUUCGUAAGUUCGUUUUAUACAUAAUUAUGUGGAGUGGUGGACUCUCUGGAGGGAGAGAAAGAUGCAGCAAUUUUUAUGAUUUCUUUAAUCCAUUUAUGUGCGCAAUAGCAGUGAUAUUUUUGACGUACUCAUUGAAUAUUAAAAAUUACGUAGUCACAUUGGCGGGGGAAGAAAUUAUUUUUUUUUUUAAUUGAAAACUAUUUUAUAAUGAAUAUCUCACUCAUUGGAGUAACGAUAAUUAACAGUCUUAAGUAUUAUCAGUGCUGAAUAAUUAUCGCUGGGAUUUAAUCGCCGUAUCGAACCUCGUCUUUUUGUUUGUGUAGAUGAACCCGGUGGGCACUUAAUGGUAUAUUUGUUGUAACAAAUUGUCAUACUGUAAGAACUGUAGCAAUCUCCCUAUUAGCAAUAUGAGUGAACGACUUUUGGCUUAACGCUCAAUUCGAUCCUACAAUUUGUAUUCAAGGACAUAAAUCAAUUAAAGAGGAGCUGAAAAAUUGUGUAAAUGCAUUAUAUGUGGUAGAGAGGCGUAAGUUGAGUGAUUUUAUGGAGAAUUUUGAUUUUCUGGUAGUGGGAUGAUUGCAUCGUACAACAGAUUAAAGUCAAAAGCUUAUUACGCGAGAAUUCAAUGAAAUUCUUGAGUCUAUGAAUAUUCGUAUGACAUCUGAGUGGGCAAAAUGAUUUGAAAAACCCCAUCGCGCUUUUAUUCCGCUGAUUUUUUAAAUUCCUGUUGUGAAAAUAAAGUGUUGCUGAUGCAAUCAGCCUCGGUGAAUAAUCUAUCGGUCCUGCGAGAUGAUGAAGCUGUAACUUCUGUAUACGAAAUCUAAAACAUGAAAAUUUGUUAAUGAAAAAUGCUGGCAACUUGGUUCAUGAAAAUACGCACUGCAAGAGGUAGAACAUAUCUGAUUAGCGUAGGCGAAUGUUUCCAUGAGAAAUUUGUCCUGAGACGAUUGAUUAUUUUUUCGGGGUUUCAAAUCUUCAAAUAUUGAGGAUUGACUUUAUGAUUCUGCGCCCAAUUGCCAAAGCUUCUUAUCAGCACAUUGUCUAUGUUACUGACAAUAAUGCUAAUGAAUAAAGUAAGAGAAUUUCGGAUAUUCUGUUGAGAUAAAUUUUUUUGCCUAGACCUGACGAUGAAUAGGGCGAGAGUAUUUCCAAUUUUGAAGAUAUGAAACAAGUGGUUGGAUGGAAAUUUUGAGGGGGAGAUCAGCGUCUGGAGGAAAACAGUUCAGAAACGGUUGAAAGAUACUUUAAUUUAUUACCUAAUAGACGUAAGAAAUUCAUGGUUUGUGUAUUCAUUACACGACUGUAUCUAAAUACAGAUUCCUGGAACAUCAGUCACCCACAUCUCUAGCAGAACAUUAUGUUAUACAUAUAUAUAUGUAUGUAUGGAUAUGUGUAUAUACAUGUAUAAAUGUAUCAGUUUCCGUAUUGAGUAAUAUACUAGCUGCAACCCUA